AUGGCUAUCGCCGACGAAUUUUCCGACGAAGACACAUCUCCGAUUGAAGAAGUCCGUUUAACGGUAACCAACACCGAUGACCCGACACUACCGGUUUGGACAUUUAGGAUGUGGUUCUUGGGUCUAAUCUCAUGUUCACUCCUCUCUUUCCUUAACCAAUUCUUCUCGUACCGAACCGAACCCCUCGUAAUCACUCAAAUCACGGUUCAAGUCGCUACACUCCCCAUCGGUCAUUUCUUGGCUAAGGUGCUACCCAAAACCCGGUUUGGUUUACCUGGAUUUGGAUCGACCCGGUUCUCGUUGAACCCGGGUCCGUUUAACAUGAAAGAACAUGUUUUGAUAUCCAUUUUCGCGAAUGCGGGUAGUGCUUUCGGAUCCGGGUCGGCUUAUGCGGUUGGUAUCGUUACAAUAAUCAAAGCUUUUUAUGGAAAAAAAAUUUCUUUUCUUGCCGGUUGGCUCCUCAUCAUCACUACUCAGGUAUUGGGAUACGGGUGGGCCGGUUUACUAAGGAAAUACGUGGUCGAACCGGCUCAUAUGUGGUGGCCUAGCACUUUGGUUCAAGUCUCACUGUUUCGGGCAUUGCAUGAGAAGGAUGAGCAAAGGAUGACAAGAGCAAAAUUCUUUGUAAUAGCAUUAGUUUGCAGUUUCGGAUGGUACAUAGUCCCUGGCUAUCUCUUCACAACACUCACAAGCAUCUCAUGGAUUUGUUGGGCAUUUCCAAGAUCAGUCACUGCUCAACAAAUCGGUUCGGGAAUGAGAGGACUCGGUCUUGGAGCCUUUACACUCGACUGGACCGCGGUUGCCUCUUUCUUGUUCAGUCCACUCAUUAGCCCGUUCUUCGCCAUCGCUAAUGUUUUCAUCGGUUAUGUUCUUUUGAUCUACCUCGUGUUGCCUAUAGCGUAUUGGGGAUUUGAUUCUUACAACGCUCAGAGGUUUCCUAUAUUUUCAUCGCAUUUGUUCACAUCGGUUGGUCAGAAAUAUGAUAUUCCGGCGAUCGUGAAUGAUAAGUUUGAGCUCGAUAUAGCUAAGUAUGAUCAACAAGGAAGGAUCAACUUGAGUAUGUUCUUUGCUCUUAGUUAUGGGCUUGGUUUCGCCACCAUUGCUUCUACACUCACUCAUGUAGCUCUCUUCUAUGGCAGGGAAAUUUCCGAGAGGUUUCGAGUUUCUUUCAAAGGCAAAGAAGAUAUACACACUAGGUUAAUGAAAAGAUAUAAAGACAUACCUUCAUGGUGGUUUUACUCAAUGUUAGCUUCUACACUUCUUGUCUCUCUUGCGUUAUGUGUUUUCUUGAACGACGAGGUUCAAAUGCCAUGGUGGGGACUUGUCUUCGCAAGCGCGAUGGCUUUUUUCUUCACACUUCCGAUCAGCAUCAUAACCGCAACAACUAACCAAACACCGGGAUUGAAUAUAAUAACGGAAUAUGCCAUGGGAAUCAUUUACCCGGGACGACCUAUAGCAAACGUAUGUUUCAAAGUCUAUGGAUACAUGAGUAUGGCACAAGCUGUCUCUUUCUUAAGUGACUUCAAACUUGGUCAUUACAUGAAGAUUCCACCAAGAUCUAUGUUCUUGGUUCAAUUCAUCGGUACAAUUCUUUCUGGAACAAUCAACAUGACGGUCGCGUGGUGGCAAUUAAAAUCUAUCAAAAACAUAUGUCAAGAAGAACUUCUACCUCCCAACAGUCCAUGGACAUGUCCCGGUGACCGUGUUUUCUUCGAUGCAUCAGUCAUUUGGGGAUUGGUCGGACCAAAACGGAUCUUUGGCUCUCAAGGAAACUACCCGGCCAUGAACUGGUUCUUCCUUGGUGGAGCGAUAGGACCGGUCAUUGUUUGGUUAUGCCACAAAGCGUUCCCAAAACGUUCUUGGAUUCCACUAGUGAAUCUCCCGGUUCUUCUAGGAGCAACCGCAAUGAUGCCACCAGCGACCGCGGUGAACUACAAUUCGUGGAUUUUGGUCGGGACGAUAUUCAACUUGUUUGUGUUCCGGUACCGGAAAAGUUGGUGGCAAAGGUAUAACUACGUGCUCUCAGCCGCCUUGGACGCUGGUGUAGCGUUCAUGGCGGUUUUGUUGUACUUCUCGGUGGGGAUGGAGGAGAAGAGUUUGGAUUGGUGGGGAACAAGAGGUGAACAUUGUGAUCUAGCUAAAUGUCCAACCGCUAGAGGAGUAAUUGUUGAUGGUUGUCCGGUUAAAUGA
Messenger RNA from Arabis nemorensis, 2190 nucleotides. The record is from the annotation of a GenBank genome assembly. NCBI's taxonomy places the organism in Eukaryota, Viridiplantae, Streptophyta, Magnoliopsida, Brassicales, Brassicaceae.